AUGGAUAAUGAGGAAGAUGAUCCCAACUACACUCCGUUUGAUGACGAAGAGUCUAUUCGUGCUGGAUUCAAGGUUGGCUUUUCUGAAGAUCGAAACAAAAAGUAUAGACGAACGAUGGAGGUCAAUCAUGCACUCAUUCAAGCCACUGUUGCGCACCUGAUGCCUUUAGGAUUUUUCGCUGUUUUUGAUGGACAUGCAGGCAGAAGUGCGGCAGACUAUUGUGGUCAGAAUCUCCAUACAAAUUUCGCACAGCUACUGAAAGAGCAGCCUACAGCGAGUAUCCCAGAGAUACUUAAUAAUGCAUUUUUACUAACAGAUCAACAAUUAUCACAACGAAAAGGCAUGCAUGCGGGAUGCACGGCGGUAGUAGGAUUCGUUCGGACUGAACAUAGGAGCUUUUUAAAUAAUGAUCAACAGGGAACUCGUAAAGUGCGAGUAUUAUAUACGGCGAAUGUUGGAGAUUCUAGAGCGGUUUUAUGUCGAAAUGGUUCUGCAGUCAGACUCUCUUAUGAUCAUAAAGGCUCAGAUCAACAAGAGUCGCGUAGAAUAUUGGAUGCAGGUGGUUUUGUGAUGAAUAGCAGAGUCAAUGGUGUUUUGGCAGUUACUCGCUCACUAGGUGAUAUGAGCAUGAAGGAAUGGGUUAUUGGAAAUCCAUACACAACAGAGACGGAGCUAAACAAUACAGAUUCUUUUCUUAUUCUUGCAUGUGACGGGAUUUGGGACGUGUGUACUGACCAGCAGGCAUCGGACAUCAUCAAGGGUAUUCAUGAUCCACAAGAAGCAGCCGACACAUUGCUGGACUUUGCACUGGACAAUUUUUCGACAGAUAAUCUUACAGUUAUUGUUGUCCGCUUCAAUACUUCAUAUCUCGAGUAA
Molecule: messenger RNA, 876 nt
Organism: Batrachochytrium dendrobatidis JAM81
Lineage: Eukaryota; Fungi; Chytridiomycota; Chytridiomycetes; Rhizophydiales
Exons: 6
Coding region: 1-876 (291 amino acids)
Biological process (GO): protein dephosphorylation
Molecular function (GO): protein serine/threonine phosphatase activity; cation binding
Source: RefSeq, a predicted model, not a curated record